Molecule: messenger RNA, 864 nt
Organism: Exophiala spinifera
Lineage: Eukaryota; Fungi; Ascomycota; Eurotiomycetes; Chaetothyriales; Herpotrichiellaceae
Exons: 2
Coding region: 1-864 (287 amino acids)
Source: RefSeq, a predicted model, not a curated record
AUGGAUGACUAUUCUUGUCUAUCAUCGCUUCAAGCCGGUCAGCCCGAGUUCGCCAUCUUUCGGCGUUUCAUGCCUCUGCAGGCCCUGCAGCUUAACCUUUUGCAGGCCGAAAUAGCGCACCUCAGGCAGGGAUUGGGGUUGCAAUUGGAGGUGGAGAGAAACCCUGGAAGUGCAGAGAGAGGCAUCCCAAAUGCUUCUCUUGACCCGGCCCAGAUUUCUGGAUGCGCCACUCCGAACUCAAUGCGGGAGGCUCUUUGGGAUCGACUAGAUGCCAAACUGGAGAGAUAUAGCAACGCACUCCUUCGCUACCGGGCUUUCUCCCAAUUGCCCUCCGUUAAUCCUUUGCAUCACAAGCACCUCCGCUUCUGGAACUUAGACCUUGAAGGCGGCCGCAGCGGUCUCCAUGGGGUCCAGGCUACUGUCUGGGAUGCAGAGAAUGCAGAGGAUCUCACCUCGAUAACUCUGCCGGCCGAGAACAGAGAUCCUCUCACGUCCUUCCUCCACGCUCGAUUCCUCCCUUGGUACCAUUCCUUGCUUGGGCACAAAUACAAGCGGCGCAUCUACAUCGCUGAUGCAUACACGGGUGUAAGACAGCAGAUCCCAUUCUACUCCUACUCGGACAAGCUAGUGCUCUUCACCGUGACCAUCUGCAGCACGGUCUUAUCAUCGAUGAUCCCUGCGCUCUGCUCGCUUGCAUUAUACUUCAUUCGGCGUGAAGGCGCCAGAAUGGGUGCGAUCGUGGGCUUUACCUUCCUAUUCAGCAUGGUUAUCGUGUUGGUCACACCGGCGAAGAGGAUAGAGACCUUCGUGGCCACUGCAGCCUUCGCUGCCGUCCUCAUUGUCUUCGUCGGGAAUGGGACUUGA